AUGCGUGCUCCCGCAUAUUGGACCAUACUCGGCCAAAAUUUUACGCGAAGAACCCUCAAGAGUAAAUGCUUCGAACGCAACGAUGCACUUCGCGAGGAACGGCCUUCGCCGACUCCGGCGAAGGUUCCGAUGACGUUGAUCGCUGGACCACACCAAGGCACCAAAGACUCCGGGGUCCUUAGCAUUAGAAAAUGCAGCCACGAGAGAAAAGCAGGAGACAGCGAAGGGAAUGAGGAAACCUCAUCGAGCAGAAUGAGAGACAGUGCACGGCAUGACGGCGUUGAGGAUAUCGUGAACUUGGCUUCAGUAGGCCAUAAUGAGACGUUCCGAAGCUUAUGGGUCCGAUUCUGUGGAGACCACUUCAUCUUCCCGUCCCGAGGAGGGCUGGAGAGGAAGUCCCACGCACCACUGCAGUUUCCGAAAUUUGAGCCAUCCUGCUUGUUGACGGAAUUUGACGAUUCAACCUCACCACGACGACAACACCUAGCCCUCCGAACGCCAGAGGACUGCCAAGAUGGGUCGCGUUGUAAGUCAUUGUUCUAUCCAACACUCGAUUCUUUAUUUGCGGAACGAUAUUGGCGCAUUAUCGACUUGCUGCUCAUCCGUAACCAGAGAAGAGGUCGUGGCUCUAUCUUCACGGCCAACACCCGCCUGAACAAGGCCCCCGCGAAGUUCCGCAACCUCGACUAUGCCGAGAGACACGGAUACCUCCGUGGUAUCGUGAAGGACAUCAUCCACGACCCCGGCCGUGGCGCUCCUCUCGCCCAGGUCGUCUUCCGCGACCCCUACAAGUUCAAGCAGCACACCGAGACCUUCAUCGCCAACGAGGGCAUGUACACCGGCCAGUUCAUCUACGCCGGCAAGAAGGCCGCCCUUACCGUCGGCAACGUCCUUCCCCUCGGCUCCAUGCCUGAGGGUACCGUCGUCUCCAACGUCGAGACCAAGAUCGGUGACCGUGGCACUCUCGGCCGCACUUCCGGCAACUACAUCACCAUUGUCGGCCACAACCCCGAUGAGGGCAAGACCCGCAUCAAGCUUCCCUCCGGCGCCAAGAAGGUCGUCCACUCCGAGGCCCGUGGCAUGAUCGGCAUUGUUGCCGGUGGUGGCCGUACCGACAAGCCCCUCCUGAAGGCUUCCCGCGCCAAGCACAAAUUCGCUGUCAAGCGUGGUGCCAACUGGCCCAGAACUCGUGGUGUUGCCAUGAACCCCGUCGACCAUCCCCACGGUGGUGGUAACCACCAGCAUAUCGGUAAGGCCUCGACCAUCUCCCGCUACGCCGUCCAGGGACAAAAGGCCGGUCUUAUUGCUGCGAGACGGACGGGUCUGCUCCGUGGUACCCAGAAGACGCCGGGAGUUUGUGUGGAUGACGAACAAAAAACGGGGUUUGGGACAGCAAAUGGAGUGAGGAGGAAAGUGGCCUUUGGAUCUUUCCUCCUAAGCCCAGCUACCAUAUGUAGUUGCGGUUUCCUCUUUCAAUUGAUCGAUUCGGAAUUUUAUAUUGAGGAGCUGCUCCUGUCUCGUGACAUUUCUUCAUUCGGCGAGUGGCCUGAUGAUACGAUGGCCCCAAAAACAAAAACGGCGCUUUCCCGCUCUGACUCGGUUCUACGAAACCUGACUCUUCAUAAUUCCUCGACAGAACCGCCAAAAUCACGGGAAACCUACACUCGUGUACUCCACAUCAGUCACUCGCGCGCAAUAAUGUUCGCUUGCCAGAGAGUCACCGCCUCGAGGUGUCUCACCCAACGCUGCACGUCCACCAAUUCUCUCAAUGCAACAGUAAAGAGAACCUUUGCUACUCGCCCUCGCCCUCGCCCCACCAUCCCUGCUGCCCCUGUCCUCUCAUCACCAUCCGCAGCGACAACACCCUCAGCCCGAGCUCCUGCCCACACCCCUCCAAGUCGACAGGCUCCCGGUCAGAGUUCUCGCCCUGCUGUGCAAGCACGUUUCUUCUCUGACCACCCUACCUCCUCCGACAGGUCCAGCAACCCCACCAUCGGCAUCCCCUCAUCCAAAACUGGCCGACGGAACACCAAAAUCAAAAUCUUUGAAAGCUCCCACAACCUCCAUCACUUCCACACCUCAUCCAUACAUCCCAGAACACCUCAAUUGAACAAAAUGGCAUCCCAGGAUUUCCGUCUUCUCUGCAUUGAGAACCCUCUGCUUGACAUCCAAGCAGUUGGUGAUAAGGCUCUCCUCGAAAAGUACGGCCUCAAGGAGAACGAUGCCAUCCUCGCUGAGGAGAAGCACCUCGGCAUCUACGAGGACCUCCUCAACAACUACGACGCCAAGCUGAUUGCCGGCGGCGCCGCCCAGAACACCGCUCGCGGUGCCCAGUACAUCCUCCCCCCCAACUCCGUCGUCUACCUCGGUGGUGUCGGUGACGACAAGUACGCCUCCAUCCUCCAGGAUGCCGUCAAGACCGCCGGUCUCCGCGUUGAGUACCGUGUCGACCCCAAGAUUGCCACCGGCCGCUGCGGUGUUGUCAUCACCGGCCACAACCGCUCCAUGUGCACCGAGCUCGGCGCCGCCAACCACUACGACCUUGAGCACUUGACCCGUCCCGACGUCUGGAAGCUCGUCGAGAACGCCCAGGCCUACUACAUUGGAGGCUACCACUUCACCGUCUGCCCCGCCGCCAUCCAGAAGCUCGCCGAGGAGGCCGCCAAGAACAACAAGGUCUUCGCCGUCAGCUUGUCCGCCCCCUUCAUCUGCCAGUUCUUCAAGGACCCCCUCGAUGCCAGCGCCCCGUACUGGGACUACGUUAUCGGCAACGAGACCGAGGCAGCCGCCUACGCCGAAGCCCACAGCCUCGGCACCACCGACCUCAAGGAGAUCGCCAAGGCCCUCGCCAACCUCCCCAAGGAGAACAAGCAGCGCAAGCGUGUCGCCAUCAUCACCCAGGGCACCGAGCCCACUCUCGUUGCCGUUCAGGGUGAGGACAGCGUCAAGGAGUACCCCGUCAAGCCCAUCUCCAAGGAGCAGAUCAACGACACCAACGGAGCUGGUGAUGCCUUUGCUGGCGGUCUGAUGGCCGGCAUUGUCGAUGGCAAGUCCCUCGACCAGUCCAUCGACAUGGGCCAGUGGCUGGCUAAGCUCAGCAUCCAGGAGCUUGGACCUUCCUACCCCUUCCCCAAGCAGGCUUAUUCCGCUCUGGCGUUGAGGGGGUCAAAGGGAAAACGGUUUCAACAACGGCGUUGGCUCCUGAGAGAGCUUUCAAAUGAGUGGCAAUCGCACUUUGCAUCAACUUGCAAUCUGGGCUCGACACCUUUUACGACCUUGAGCCCAUGGGUCAUGAGAUAUUUGACCAGAGUCCACUUCCCCGUCGUAUCCGUCGUAUCGUGUCCAGUGAAAUCCGUCCAAAACAGUAGUAUGAGCCAGUAUAAUUCAAUCGUGCGAUCGAUUCAUGUCGCUGAAACUUUUAGCAAAUAA
Messenger RNA from Colletotrichum lupini, 3429 nucleotides. Its product is annotated as pfkB family carbohydrate kinase. Gene Ontology annotation, biological process: translation; purine ribonucleoside salvage. The transcript is spliced from 15 exons. The record is from RefSeq and is a predicted model, not a curated record. Gene Ontology annotation, molecular function: structural constituent of ribosome; adenosine kinase activity. NCBI's taxonomy places the organism in Eukaryota, Fungi, Ascomycota, Sordariomycetes, Glomerellales, Glomerellaceae. The coding region runs from base 1 to 3429 and encodes 1142 amino acids. Gene Ontology annotation, cellular component: ribosome; nucleus; cytosol.